AACGGCGCUUGGUCUGAAAACUCAAACAGAAGCGUAUCGCCUUCCAUUCGGCUGCAUCAGAUAAACACGCAACUUAUGUGGUGAAUCAGUAACAUCAGCUACACGACGACCGCAACGACGAAAGAGUGUGAAAAUGUCUGCAAGUACCACAGCAAAGUACGUGGAGGAAAAAGACCGUAGUCGUCCACAACAAGAACAUCUUUGUCUGCAGCCUUAUGUUGUGUUGUGCAGAGCAGACAUCAGUAAAGCUACUCGUCCGAAGCGGCAGAAGCCAGAGCGCACUCGCAUUAAAGAGGAAGAUGUGGGCAAAGAGGUCCAUCACUUCAAUGAACAAAUGGAGCAGAAGUUUCUUUGCACCAUAAAAGAGGAAGAGCCGGAGCGGCCUUGUAGUAAAGAGGAGGCUGAGGAGAAGAUGAGGUGAGCAAAGGGGCGGAGCCUCCAAGCUGCAGCUCAAGUCAACCAAUGACCAGAGAAGGUGAUGGAGACCACUGUGGAGGAUCACAAGCAGCUCCACCAUCAGAUAGUGAUGACGUGUCAUCACAUGUUCCUGCUGCUGCUGCUGCUGCUGAUGAGUCUCAAAACAAACACAGGCAAUGUUCUCAGUGUGGGAAAUGUUGUGCUAAUAACAGUGUUUUGAAACAACACAUGAAAAUGCACACAAGAGAGAAAAACUUUUCCUGCUCAGUUUGUGGCCAAAAAUUCUCUUGGAGGCAAAAUUUAAGUAGGCACACAAGAAUCCACACUGGCGAGAAACCCUUUUCAUGCUCUGUUUGUGGCAAAAUAUUUUCAAGGAAAGCAACCUUAAAAAGUCACACAAGAAUCCACACUGACGAGAAACCUUUUUCAUGCUCAGUUUGUGGCCAGAAAUUCAGGCUAAAGGCACACUCAAAAAGUCACACAAGAAUCCACACUGGCGAGAAACCUUUUUCAUGCUCAGUUUGUGGCCAAAGAUUUUCAGUGAAGGCAAGUCUAACAAUUCAUACAAGAACCCAUACUGGCGAGAAACCUUUUUCAUGCUCAGUUUGUGGACAAAAAUUCUCUCGGAAGGGAAGUCUAACAUUUCAUACAAGAACCCACACUGGCGAAAACCCCUUUUCAUGCUCAGUUUGUGGCCAGAAAUUCAGAAAGAGCGCAUAUUUAAAAAUGCACACAAGAAUCCACACUGGUGAGAAACCUUUUUCAUGCUCAGUUUGUGGCCAAAGAUUCUCUCAGCAAGGAAACUUAAAACGUCACACAAGAAUCCACACUGGCAAGAAACCUUUUUCCUGCUCAGUUUGUGGCCAAAAAUUCUCUCACAAGAUAAGCUUAAUCAAGCACACAGUAGCCCACACCUAAUGUUAGAAUAAUUAGGAACCGGAGGUCUCAUAUCUUCGCUCAAGCCAACAUAU
Molecule: messenger RNA, 1388 nt
Organism: Syngnathus acus (greater pipefish)
Lineage: Eukaryota; Metazoa; Chordata; Actinopteri; Syngnathiformes; Syngnathidae
Product: gastrula zinc finger protein XlCGF8.2DB-like
Exons: 5
Coding region: 463-1335 (290 amino acids)
Biological process (GO): regulation of immune system process; regulation of cytokine production; negative regulation of transcription by RNA polymerase II
Cellular component (GO): nucleus
Molecular function (GO): RNA polymerase II cis-regulatory region sequence-specific DNA binding; DNA-binding transcription factor activity, RNA polymerase II-specific
Source: RefSeq, a predicted model, not a curated record